Styela clava is the source of this 563-nucleotide messenger RNA. RefSeq lists its product as uncharacterized. Gene Ontology annotation, molecular function: ATPase inhibitor activity. Lineage: Eukaryota; Metazoa; Chordata; Ascidiacea; Stolidobranchia; Styelidae. Gene Ontology annotation, cellular component: mitochondrion. Gene Ontology annotation, biological process: negative regulation of ATP-dependent activity. The record is from RefSeq and is a predicted model, not a curated record.
AGUUUCCUAUUUUUAUUUUACAUACUUAGUUUACUUUGUAGUUAUAUAUCAAGCCCACAACAAUGGCAAGCAUUGUUCGAGCUGUUGUUGCAAGAAGAAUUGUGGCUGCCAUAAAUCCGACAAUAAGAACAAUGUCUGAUGAUGGAGCAAUUCGAAAAGCUGGAGGAGUUCUUUCAGAUAAAGAGAAGGCUGAGGAAAACAUGUACUUCAGAAAAUUGCAACAACAGCAGCUCAAAGCUUUGAAAGAACAUCAUGACGACGAAAUUGAAAAUCACGAGCAGGAAAUCAAGAGACUGAAGUCGAAAAUAAAAAAUCAUAAGGAAAAAUUGGAUAAACUAUCAAAGCACUAAACCUCCUGAAUUUAUAAAAACUGUGUGUAUACACUUGGUUGUCAAAUUCAAAUUGAAUCUAUGAAACUGACUUUUAUUUCUGAUAAUUAUUGUGAGUGUAUGUGUAGAAGAGAAAUACUUUGUGCACUAUGUUUUAAAAUUCUAAAACACAAUGUUAUAUUUAUUGCAAUUCCAUGCGUGAUAACUAAUUGACUGUUGUGUUUUUGUUCUAGA